Neodiprion virginianus is the source of this 4581-nucleotide messenger RNA. It is a transcript of the gene POSH, whose product is annotated as E3 ubiquitin-protein ligase SH3RF3-like. Gene Ontology annotation, molecular function: metal ion binding; protein binding. Bases 36 to 2660 code for a protein of 874 amino acids. Lineage: Eukaryota; Metazoa; Arthropoda; Insecta; Hymenoptera; Diprionidae. The transcript has 13 exons. The record is from RefSeq and is a predicted model, not a curated record.
UCGGAAAUCUCAACUUAGUUAAAACCGUUAAAACAAUGGAUGAGUGUAUGCUCAACGAUUUGCUCGAAUGUUCGGUUUGCCUUGAGCGACUGGAUACUUCCAGCAAAGUAUUGCCCUGCCAGCAUACCUUUUGCAAAAAAUGUCUGGAAGAAAUUCUCAGCACUCAUAGGGAGCUCAGAUGUCCGGAGUGCAGGGUCCUCGUCGAUGUAAAGAUCGACGACCUCCCACCAAAUGUGCUUUUGAUGCGGAUCUUGGAAGGGAUGCGCAACGCUACCCCCAGGGCCAUUAAGACUUCAGUACGUGGUACUCCGGGUCCCCAAAGAUUGCUCGGAGGUCAUCAGGUCGCUCCGGUUUCAGCCACCGCCAACCAAGUCCCAAUUACGAUCCCGGCCGAGCCUAUGCGCCAAACAAAUUCUGCGGCUAAACAGGUUCAUCUGCACAAUCAGCCUUACGGUCGUGCUAUUUAUGAUUAUAUAUCCAAGGUGCCAGGAGAUCUGAGUUUCAAGAAAGGUGACAUAGUGAUUCUGAGUAAGAAGAUUGAUAACAAUUGGUACUUUGGAGAAUGUGGAAAUUGCCAUGGAGUUUUUCCUUUAUCUUAUGUCCAGGUAAUGACACCAUUGCCACCCCACGUACCCCAGUGUAAAGCUUUAUAUGACUUCCGGAUGACUAAUGACGAUGAAGAUGGAUGUCUCACUUUUAAUAAGGGUGAAGUUAUCAGUGUAAUAAGAAGAGUCGAUGAAAAUUGGGCUGAAGGCAAACUGCUGGAUCGUAUCGGGAUAUUUCCCCUUGCUUUUGUUGAAUUAAACAGCAUCGCUAGAGCAUUGAUGAAACUCUCUACCAACGCACAACCAGGACCGUCCAGAGUAGCACCCCCAACACCCACUAAUGAAGAAACGACUCCACUUAUCCCAACAGAUCAUUCUCGCAAUGUACAAGCAGCAAGUCAGCCUCGACCGCAAAUACCUUUGGCGUCCACACUGCCAAUGUCAGAUUCUAGUUCAGUUGUUUCAUCUGGCGGCAGUUCGACGACAACAACUCCUAAUACUCCAAAUAGUUCAAAUACUUCAAGUAGCUCAAGUACAGCACCUAGUAGCCCAAGUAGUCCUGCAGCAACGUCACCACCUGCUGUCGGAAGUAGACAUAGCAUGAAGCGCCACAGUUUCACUGCCAUGAAUUCUGGCCAUCAUCCACACACUCAUCACAGACAUAGUGCUGAGAUUCUUAGUCCAGCAAUUGAUGCUGCGCUGACCGGUGCAAAUGAACCUUUUACUCCAGUCCAGACAAGCAGUAGCACUGAUCCUGGUGUACGCCAUAAACGUAGUGGCAGCAGUGAUCUGGUACUCGCACAGCCAUCUCAAAGUAUGCUUACGACUCCUGGUGGUAGUCACUUACCAGCGGCAUAUAUAGCUCUCUAUCCUUACAAACCGCAGAAGGCUGACGAGUUGGAAUUGCGUAAAGGUGGAAUUUAUAUGGUAACUGAACGCUGUCAGGAUGGCUGGUUCAAAGGGACGUCAAAUCGAACGCAAAAAUGUGGAGUUUUUCCUGGGAAUUACGUUGCCCCAGCAAAGUCCCAAUUACAGAUACGCAACAUUUGCCGUAAUGCAUCAAGUACAGCUACUCAUCAAAGUAAUCAAUCGACGUCUGUCUCUUCAAGCGGCAAUGAGCCACGACCUUGCAUAACUUAUACUAGAAACAAAGGUCCUGCCCCACAACCCCUCGGUUCCCGUCCUCCGCCACCUGAGCUUCCUCCCAGAACUACAAGCCCUGCAUCUGGUAUAUCUUCAUCGUGGCACAGUCAAGGUGAAACUCAGAAUCAAGGUCAAUCUCAGGCCAAUGAACAACAAUCUUUGGCAGCCAAUCCACUAGGACGGAGUCACAGUGCAGUUAUGUCCUCAAAUCUAGCUUCUCCAGGCAAACAGACAAUGUUACUUUCACCAUUGGGUGAUCUAAACAGAAGUCCUAACAACACACUGCGUUUAGCCAGCACUGUGAGCCCGCCUCCCAAUACUUCCGUGGCAGCUGGUACUGCAAGAAAUAUUGAGAAGAAAGAGAAAAAAGAAAAAGGUGUCUCACUGAUGCGUCGCUUAACUAACAUUAAAAAAUCAAAGUCUCCUCCACCAACGUCGUAUUCAAUGGAUAAUCCAGUGUUUGAUGAUGGAAACACUGUAACUGUUGUAAAUCCCGUCCACAUUAGAUCGGGUUCUUGCCCGAGCCAGCUACUGCAGGUUUGUCCACAGUUGGAUGUAAAUACUCAAAAUACACAUCUUCGUCUCUACACCGGUUCUGGUUCAAGUCACGCAACUGCAUCCCAAAGACUGAAACAUAAGGAGCGGCCCUCCUUACCUGUCACUUUUUUGCAAAGGAGUGGGGAUAAUGGAGUAAGCACAGCUGCCGUAGGAAAUCAUCAUCGUAAGAGUAAUUCAUUAGAUGCUGGUUCCGCAAAGCAAAGUAAACAGCAAACUUCGGUUAGAGAACGAGAUCGUGUGUAUCGAUUUCGUUGCAUCGUCCCGUAUCCUCCAAAUAGUGAGUUUGAAUUGGAACUUCGUGUUGGUGAUAUAAUACAUGUCCUUAAGAAACGUGAUGACGGAUGGUACAAAGGAACUCUACAACGUACAGGUCGAACUGGAUUAUUCCCAGCUAGUUUUGUUGAAGCUUUCUGAGAUUCGACGCAUGUCCGUUUUAUCUUGGAGACAUGUAUAUAGCGUGGCAUUUUUAUCAUUAGCACUUACCAAUAGGUAUGUAUUCUAAAUUGUAAUAUCAUAAUACAGUUUGUAAAUAAGAGCUAAAUAGUCAGUGAAAGUGUUUUCAAUUUUCUCAUCAAGUUUUGGAAUUUGUAUGUGUAUUAUGCUGGCACAUAUUCAUUGCUUCUUGAUAACUCACAAUUAUCUUUCAAUUGGUAAAGCAUGGGGUGAAAAUGAAAUUUUCGUUUUCAUCUCACUGACAGUUCACGUAAAGAUUUUGUAAACAUAAAAUUUUUACUGUAUAUUGACAUUCGUUCUCCAAUGUGUUUUCUUUUUUUAUAUUGGGACCGUGCGUACUCACUCAUGCACACUAUUAAUGUGCAUGUGAUUCUGCAAAUAGAAACGUUCUUCAAUAAGUAGGAACAAACGCCUCGCGAAACAUAUGUAUGUGAAUACUGAUGUAAGCUUGAUUUUUGUACUCGCGUCACUAUACACAAUCCGCACAGCUAAUUGUGUGAUACUUAGAUGCUUAGCAAUUGAAAGCAAACUGGUCAAUUUGAAAAAUACGAAUGCUGACAUUUACAUCGUUUGCAAUAUUUCACAUAUAUUUAAAUAAUUUUAUACAAACGUGGCGCACGGUAUACUUAAGAAAAUAAGUAUUUCAUUUGAAAGUUUAUAAGAUUGCACGUAAAAAUGUUUUCUACUAUUCUUACCACUACGAUAUGAUUGUACAUAAAUUAGCAGAAUAUUUAGAUAACAUUUAAAUGAAGCUACGUGAUAUAUUCAGCAUGCUAUCACCCACAGUUGACAUUAAAUGCUGCUGGUGAUGUUAUAUCAACGAUUUUAAACGUAUAUUAAAUUAGUUUGAGCAUGCUGAAUCUUACCUGAAAUUCAUACUGCCAUCAAUGUAAUUUACUGUGUAAUGAGUAAUGUUUACAAGAGUAAAUUUAACUUCUUUCUAAGCUGAUUUUAAGUUCGAAUUCAUUCAGUCGAGUUAUUUUGGUUUGAAUUAUUCAAUAUGUCUCACCUAGUACAAGAAUUGUGCUCAUACAUAUACGAGUGAGUUUUUUUUAUCAAAUCAGUUCAGUUCUUUCUUGGAAAUAAGCGACUUUAUAACAAUAAUAAAUGUUGAACUAUGUCAUAAAAAUUAUUUGUAGUAAAAGAUGUGGGAGAAAAUUCUUUUGGAUUACUGAAAAAGUAUUUGUACCAAAUCUGAAAUUUUUUCGACCAAAUUCUUCCAGAUAGCGUGAAGUUUUUGUAAUUACAUAUACGUUGUACAAAGUUAAACCCAAGGUGAUUUUUAAGACUGUGAAAUACCCCGAGACAUUUUCAAGUACUAAACGCACUAUAAUAUCGUGGAAUCAGAAUCGCACAGUGCUCUUUACGUAUGUAAUUUUUUGUAUAUUUGAGGUAACACAAUAUUUUUAAGUACGUACGAAAAAAAACACAGUACUGUCAUAAUACUGAUUGGCAAUUGAUUUUUGAUUGUUAUAAACGCGAAAUGUUUCAAGCCAGUGCCUGGUGAACACAUGAUCUGGCAUCAGUAUACUUUGAUGCAUUUAUAAUUGUAUGAUAAAGCAUAAAUACUUAUAUUAUCCACUCUCUACGUCGUCACUAGAAUUACUGUAACGACCUUGUCAAUAGUAAUAAAACCCAUUGCUACCAGCCUUAGAUAAUAAUCAGAAUUUACAUGCAAAUUAAAUUCGGUUACGAUCUCGAUUAACCUUUACAUUGCCGGGAUUUGAAAAGCUCUAUUCCCGUUAGAAAGUCUUAAAAUGUUGUGACUGUAUCUUAAAUCUAACAUGUAUGAAGUUCCCAUCACAGGCAGAGACUAUAUUUUGACUUUCCGGUGGUCUAAAGAUUAAUAGAGCUCGCAUCAGAAUUUAAUUUGCCUAAUGAU